Ziziphus jujuba (common jujube) is the source of this 4194-nucleotide messenger RNA. Its product is annotated as pectinesterase. NCBI's taxonomy places the organism in Eukaryota, Viridiplantae, Streptophyta, Magnoliopsida, Rosales, Rhamnaceae. The transcript is spliced from 2 exons. The record is from RefSeq and is a predicted model, not a curated record. Bases 341 to 2056 code for a protein of 571 amino acids. Gene Ontology annotation, biological process: cell wall modification. Gene Ontology annotation, molecular function: pectinesterase activity; pectinesterase inhibitor activity.
AAAAUGGUCAAAGAUAUAUAACAAGAAAAGUCACAUGCUAGUUUUUGUCUGAUAUGAUCAAACUAAAUGAUCAAAUGGGCAAUGCUUUAUCUCCACGUCAUCAUCUCCUAUUAAUAUCUUCACAUUGACUGAAAAUAGCCAUUCAUGGGUGACCAAUCUGGUAAAGAAGUAACAAAAACGUACCAAACCCACUUCAUCAAAUACAAAAACAUUUCAAACUUCUUCCUCUUUUGCUUGUAUGAUCAUUCAAAAAAAAAAAAAAAAAAAAUUUCAGACAAAAAGUUUUUCUAUGUGCUUUUUACCAUCACCACCAUCUCUUUGAUAUUCCUGCCUAAAAAAAAUGUCAACCUUCAAUGCAGAGAAAACCAGAAAGAGGAACAAUAUAAUCAUAAUGGCAAUCUCAUUUUUUAUAAUGGCAAUGGUGGUUAUCAGUGUAGUUGUGGUUCUAGACAAACCUAGCGUUGAUCAACAAGAACCCAACAACGACAACAACAAUCACACCAUCAUUGCAACUCUUGACACCCUUUGUGGCUUCACCGAUUACAGGAAUGUUUGUCAGGCUACCUUGGCUCCCACCGUCGGCUACCAAUCCCAAGUGGAAAACUAUUUCCAAGCAGCCGUUAAUGCAACUCUUGUAGAGAUGAGGAAUGUUGUGGAAAUUCCAAAACGUUAUAUUGACAACACCACAAAUCAUAUGGAAAUGUAUGCACUCGAAGAUUGUAUACAAGUACUCGACUUGUGUAUUGAUGAGCUAGAGUACGUAAUGGCUACGCAACCAUUGGAAGCAUUGUUGAAUAAUUCUGAUGAUGUUAGGAACAGCCUCAGCGCCGUUGUGGCAUACCAACAAGCGUGCCUUGAGGGAUUGGUUUAUGCAAAUUCCAGUUCAAAUUUUCAGGAAGAUUUGAAGCUUUCCAUUGAGCUUGCAAGCAAUGCCUUGGCUAUCGAGUUUAACUAUUCUGAAAAUGAUGAUAAGGACGAUGAAGAUGAUGAGGCUGUACAGAAAAAUAGGAGACUACUUAGCGUUACCUCCAAGGAAGGUAACUUCAAUGAUGUUGGAUACCCGACAUGGUUGACAGCGGCUGAUCGAAGACUGCUACAGGUGGAUGUCGAUGUCCUUGCACCACAUGCAGUUGUGGCACAAGAUGGAACAGGGCAAUUUGAAAAAAUUGCAGAUGCUGUGAAAGCAUACCCCAAAAAUCACACCGGGAGGUAUAUUAUCUAUGUAAAGUCUGGUGAAUACAGGGAGACCAUCACUAUCACAAAAGAAAAAAUUAAUGUUUUCAUGUAUGGUGAUGGAGCUACAGAAACGGUCGUCAUUGGGAGGAGGAAGAACACUACAGUCUACCGGUCUGCUACGUUCUCGGCAAUUGGCAAGGGGUUCAUCUGCAAGCAUAUGGGAUUCACAAGUGCAGGUUACCGUCCGGACAAGGUAGCACUUCGAGUCCAGUCUGAUCAGGCAGCCUUCUUCAACUGCGCUAUAGAUGGUACAAUAGGCCCCUUACUUGCAUUAGCACACCGGCAAUUCUUCCGUCAUUGCAAAAUCAGCGGUACCUUAAACAUCAUUACAGGUGACUCUGCCCUCGUGAUCCAGAACUCUUGGAUUAUUGUGAAGAAGCCUGUACUAACUAGAAAAGCCACGGUAACCGCAAAUGGCAGGAGUGAUAGACAUGAAAACACAGGUUUUGUGCUCCAUAAUUGUGCUGUUGUCCCGGAUGAGAAAUUUAAACCAGAAAGAUUCAACUACUCCACUUAUUUGGGUGUAGCACUGAAUAAAUAUGCAAGAACCAUAGUCAUGGAAUCAGAGUUGGGAGAUUUUAUCCAUCCAGAAGGAUGGCUUACGGGGGACGAGGAUAUUGGAGCUUAUACUGUGAACUUCGCUGAGUACAAAAACAAUGGUCCUGGAGCUCAAACCAGCAAAAGGGUCAAUUGGCCAGGUUACAAAGAAAUUACAGAUGAAAACAAAGCCAUGCAUUAUGCACCAGACCGAUUCAUUCAAAUAGAAGAAUGGUUGAAAAUGGAUGUUGAAAUUCCCUAUCAUGCUGGGCUUUAUAACUGAAAGAUAGAAGAAGCACUUGAAACUAGAUAAGGUUUUUUUAGGGUAAUAUUGACAGAAGAUGUAAUAUGCCCAAUGCAUUGAAACCACUUCUCUACCAAGCCAGCUUUUAAAUGGAAAAAGUGUAAAUAAUCAUUUAAACCAGCGCGCUGACAGAGAAUGAUGCAAUGCAUGCACAAUGCAUAAUUGUCUAAAUUUUGUAUAUAGUUCGCAUAGACAUGAUGCAGAGUAAAAUGCUCAUGGUAGAUAAGACAUGAUUAGAAUACUAAAGUGAUGUAUUACUGUUUGGUGGAUCCGAGAGGAUCUCCAUGAACUACAAUAGUUUUAAAUCCCUCCCUUCCUUUAUAACUAUUUGGUCCUUGUCCAAAAAAAUGCAGCUUUACAGGAAGCAUGUUGCAGUAGACUUGGACUGCAUGAGCAUCAUAACUAAUACGGUAAGCAUCUUCUUUAUAGAAAGGCAUAAUAAUGUGGUAGAACAUGGAAAACGUCCGCUUUUAAGUAUAUAAGUAUAAUGCAUCUAUAAAUAAAGCUACACAGGAAGCAUGUUCUGCACUAGGCAUGAGCAUCAUAACUAAUACAGUAAAGCAUAUUCUUUAUACAAAGACAUAAAUAAUGUUGUAGAACAUGGAAAACAUCAGCUUCAAGUAUAAUGCACCUUAUAUCAUACAUCAAAACAUCAACCACAAGUAGGCUACUCCUAAAAAACACAACAACACACUCAUUCUCCAAAUGAACUUUAUGUAUAACUUUAAAAUUUGCUCACCAUGAUAUUUAACUGGCUAGACUAUCAGAAUUAUUAUUGCUCCUAAAAGUUUUAAUAAGAGAAAAAGCUGUCAAAACUCAACUUAGGACUCACGCAAAAGUGGCAAAGAGAGGCCAAAAUAUAUGUUUUAAUCUCAAACUGCAAAAGUGGCAAAGAGAGGCCAAAAUAUGUGUUUUAAUCUCGUAGGCAAGAAGUUUGCCUAGCCACAUCCAAAUAAAUACUGCAGCAUGUGAUCAUAUUGGGGAAAAAAUAAAAAAUAAAAAUAAAAAACCUUAAAAAGUCAUAACAGGAUUCAUAUUCCUUAUAGCCGAAUUGACAAUAAUAAGCACCAAGAGGGACAUCUGAAAAUUAAACCCAGAAGAGAAAAUUUGCUAUCAUUUGUACUUGAAUCUUCACUAAAAUAAUGAGGAAAAUACAACUGGGGCAUGGAAUAAAACUAAAAUUGUCUAAAAGUAAAAUAGAAUACACAAUCACAUAACAAAAAGAGACAAAAGAUCCCAUAAUCGCACAAACAUCAAACUCAAAGGAAUAACGCCAACAUAUGCAAGAGAAAUUCAACAUGCCACACUAGAAACAACUCGUGGCUGCGAUACAGUUCCUUCUUUUAGAUUUCUCCCACCUGGGUUCUGCAUCAUUCCCGCCAAAAGCCUUCAAACAGAUUUUCUUCCUUUCCAAGUUUUCUUUAUUUUGCUGCAGGAACAUUCUCUCCUCUACCAUGAUUUUUCUGCUCGAGCUCCAUGCUUUCUCUCUUAACCAAAUCCCCAGACUUUUCCUUGUCAUUCACGUUGCCAUUGGAUUGAUUAGCACAGCCGUGUUCCGGCUCUCCAUUGUUGCUCUUCUUGUUAGGCGGCGGUGAUCCAGAAGGCUUCAUAGCAGGAUUCUGCCUGGGAGAAUUGAACCCAUUGAACAUCUCUUUCCCUUGUGAAUUGGGAACCAGAGGUGGGUUCUUCUCCUUCUCUUUCUCCUUGUGCUUGUGAACUAAAUUGGCCGACCCAGAAACCUCAGAGACUUCAGCAACAUCCUUACGCACAACCUUAUCCCCUCUGGAAUGGACGAGCAGAGCCAGGUGAUCCAGAGCCUCCCGAGCCCUUUUCCGAGCAAGAGCAGCCUCCCUAACCCGUCUCUCAGCCUCGGCACGAGCCACAAUAACGGCCUUAGCCAUGGAAGUAGAAGCGAUCUUGGAAGCACAGAGCAAAACCAAGGCAAGCCUUUUGUCAAUGGCCUUGUUGGGAUCGGAAUCAAGGUCGAAGAAGGUGAAAUUGGGAGUGGCACAUGGAGGACAGAGAUAGGUGGAAGAAGACGGCGUCGUAUUGGUGGUGGCAGAAGAAGCAGACGGGGGUGGUAGAGAAGCACAGUGAGAGUGGGUGAAGGAAGAGCA